AUGAAGGUAUUGGAGGUUGCGGAUAGUAACAGGAUCGAUGUUUGGGGAGAGGAUUGCAGUGGCAUAGGCGGAUGGAUUAAAAUAAAGGAGCAAGUAUGCUUCUCCGGAGGAAGCCGGCUAAAAUGGAAAAAAAGAAGAGGAAGAGAGCCUUCGCUUACUUCAAAGUACCGGAUUGUUGGGAAGGAUUUGAGGUGCAGUGGCAGUGUGGUCGGGAUGACGAGGGUGAGCAGUGAGUCGCAGUGUCCGAUGCUGUCGACCGGCCGGACGCGGAGGCGGCAUGGCGUACAGAGCAGUGCGCCCAGCAGAAAGCUGCGGUUUCAGCUGGCCAAGGAGCGAAAAGCAUCGACGACCCUCGGCAUAAUCAUGUCGGCUUUCACCAUCUGCUGGUUGCCGUUUUUCGUUCUGGCAAUAGUCAGGCCGUUCCUCCAGGACCAGGACGCCAUCCCGAGCACCCUUUCGUCCUUAUUCCUCUGGCUGGGAUACGCCAACUCUCUCCUCAACCCUGUCAUCUACGCCACCCUCAACCGGGAUUUCCGACGGCCCUUCCAGCAAAUCCUCUAUUUUAGGUGCGGCUCGUUGAAUCAUAUGAUGAGGGAGGAGUUCUACCAGUCGCAGUACGGUGACCCGGUGCCCCCACCGGCAAUCGAGGAUGAACCCACCUGCGACUUGAUGCAAGUCUCUGAGCUUAAGCAGGCCGGACACGAGUCAUUCCUGUGAUACCAGCACGAGCCACUAAGGGAAGAAACUGUCAACUAGUGAGAACUCGGUUCAAUCGAAAACUUUUCUACAAAAUCCAGUCCGAUUCUUAUCCCUCAGUGUGCUGUAAAAAAUAUUCAACAACUUCCCAGGCCUAUUGCCAGUACGAUACACGUUAUCCUAUCUGUCCCCGACCCUCAUAUAGAGAAUUUCGAACGUCUUAUUUCACUUUUGAAUGAAAAGAGUCGGGAUGGGAUUGAAUUAAGGCCGAUUUUUUAAAUCUAAAUUGACGUGGCGGUUUGCACGUUUUAAAUCCGAAUUCUCUGCGACAACGCCACGAAGGAGCAAGAUGGCUGGAAUCCAGUGAGGGACGAGAAGCUGUAGAAAAAAUAUUUUAAAAAAUAAGUCGCAAUUGAGAUUUAACUUCUACUCACAUUCAUGCCAAAGUUGGCUUCUGUAAAAGAAGUUCCUUUUUGUAAAAUAAAACAAAAUUUGAUAUAAUUGGCGAACUAACUGCUAGGGUAAAUACAAUCGCAAUUCGCAAUCAGAUUAGUAUGCGUUUGAAUAGAAGAAUAGAGUAUAGAAUUCACGCAACAUACACAUUAAUUGAGCAAAUAAAUUUCCCGGUUAAUAUGACCGACAACAAUGCCAAUUUGUAGCGAGACCUGACGGGAAAAAAACCACGGCGCGCGUGACUGACCCUCGAGGAUUAACAGUUAAACCCCUGGCUAAUCUUUCGAUUCACCUCGACGGCUUUAUAGCUCAAAUUAAAAUCAAUUUCCUACUCAGAAAUUCGAGCUUAAAAAGCUUGUUAAUUCAAUUUGUCAGCUCACGAUGGAAUUCGCUAAUCCACACGACAAAAAAAAUCUAGCACUAUCCGCUUAAAGCACUCUUCUUUUCAAAAAGAGCUUACGAAACAACUCUUAAACCUGUUAAAGACUGAUAAAAGUUGGUCUUUCUACUAAAACUAUAUAUUCUAGAAAAUAUCUAUUUUUUAGACGUCCCGGCAUAUAACAGAAUUGCACUUGGUCCAUUUCUAACCAUUAUUUAAAUCCAAAAUUAAAAGACAUCAGCUCUGCUAGAUCUAUCGUACACAAUAGAAAUAUAUAUUUUAUCACAAAUUAAACGAAGUACAAGAAAACCUUUGCCAUCGUAGUUUCUUAAUAAUGUGUUUGUUUUGUUUUUUUAAUAAAUUGUAUUUCAAAUUUUUGAAAUCUCUCAUGGAUAAACAUGCUGAAAAAAACCUCUUUGUUCACUAAUAGAUAAUGGCGUUUUGUGUCAAUAUUAAAGAAAAAUUUUUGAUUAUGGUCACUUUAAAUAAUAGCCCGCCACGUCUCAACAAAAAAAUUUUUAUGUGUUUUACGUUUUUAUUGAUUAGCAACAAUAAUUUGGUGUAGCCCAACAUCAUAACUUUUACCAUUAUUUUAUAAUCAAAAAAUUUCUAGGAUUUUAAUACAAAAUCUUAAGGUAAAAAAGCUGAAAACAGUCUUUCUUUCUAGCCCGUUAGAACAUGAUUCAUAGCCAAGCAUAUGAUUUCUUUGAAUAAGCAAAAAAAAUUACUAUUCUGUUAAGUAUUAACUAUUUCGUAGGAAAUAUUUUUAAGUGUAAAAUUCUACAACCAAAUAUAUUGUCUUUUGAAUAUGACGGAUAUCACGUCUUCCUGGCCUUAGCUGGACGUAAGAACGCACCACCAUAGGCCCGGUUAAAUAACUAGCGGAUAGAACGAUAUUGAUUUCCAGGAUGUUCGGGAUGCCCGGUCUGCUUCUACUUUUCUCCAACUUUGAACUUUCACAAUCUUAUGAAAGCUGCAGUGGAAAAAUGUCCCUGGGGCAACGGCUCUAAUAAAUAAUCCAGCAGAUAUUGACCCCUCCCGCAUAACGCUCAGCCAGCGCACCUGUAAAAGCAGGUAAACAAAAACACCGGCUUUUCCAAAUAAAUAAAUUUUCAAGGGGGGGGAGGUAAAAAUAUAUUACGCGUAACGCUGUUCUCAUCCAGCAAUAUGUACGCAUUUCUGAAAGAACGAUUUUUUAAUAAGAUUUUGAAUCACGGCAUAAAUUAUGUAUUUUCAUAUUUAACAAGUAAUGCCCUACUUUUCUCCAUUACAUAUUUCCUGGUCCAUUCAAUUCUAUUUGGAACGUGUAACUAAAUACUCGCCUUUGCAUUUGGGAGAUAUUGAAUGACUUUCAAACAAACAAUAUUGUAUUAUAUCAACCAGUUUGGUAAAUUAAUUUAAUAAUUCAAAAUCUUCAUCUUUCUCGUCAUUGUUUUAACUUUUUGUUUUUCAAGGCAUUAUCACUCAAAAAUCGGGAAAACGGAUCUCGCAGGCUGGUCAAACCUUUAACUUCGAUAUCAUUUAAAUGAUAUAGUUUUAAGCGAUUGAUGAUUCGAAAUGAAUCAUAAUUGCAUACAAUUAUCUUUCCAAUUCACUCGACUAAAUUUUACCUGUUGAUUUCCCGAAAUCUGUAUCAUGUCCUAUACACAAUGUAGGGUAUGUUUUAUUGCGACGUUCCAUUUCGUCAUUACUAAUUUCUUCCCAUUUAAAUUAAUUGAUUUUUGUCAUAUUCACCUGUUUUAGCCAUGGACAUUUAAUAACAACAAAAUAACGAAAUUUAAUCAAUUUACGUAUUUACGUUUUUUUCCCAUGGCAGACAUUGACAGCAGAUACAAAGCUAUUUUCUUAAUAUUGCAUAAAAUAUACGUAGUAUAAAUUUUACAAAGCACCGUGGUUGAGUGUGUGUUUUAUCAUUCAUUUAAUGAAAAAAUGCUUCCUUAACAUGGAAAUGAUGAAUAAUCAUCAAAUCGUUCAUAAGAUGUUCCUGGUCGGUAAAAGUGGUAAUUCGCAAUAAUUUAGUAGUUUUUUUUACGAAAAAAUGAGUUAAACAUUUUACUCAUCCUUAUAAUCAGCUUGUGAUUUACGAUUUAUAUCGUAGUAAGAAAGUACCUAUCAAUUUUGUUUUGGAAUGAAAGUGAGCGUUAAGGAUGAAAUUGGUAGCGGCUGGUUUCGCUUGUCCGUCGAUGACAGUGCCCUCGAGAGUUCAGAACGUUCAAAAGUGAAACGCGAUCAAUUGAUCAGCGCUUAAUUAGUACAAUUAUUUCCCUGAUGCCGUUCCACCGAUCCCAGCAAAGGCCUAGAGAAGAAUUUUUGAAAAAUUAUUGUAUUUUAAUACCGCCUUCCGUCUUUAUGGCGGAUUAGUUACCAUGUCAACCGAAAAAAAGACUGAAAACAGGUAACCACAGGAGCACCCGAUUGAAAAUAAAUCAAGGACCAAAACGCGGCAUUAAACGAAGGCCUGGGGAUAUAUUUUAUAUCUGGCCUAUAUUUUUAACUGUUAUUCAAAAUUUUGAUUUUUUUACCUUGAAUUUUCAUAUAAUUAUAAGUAAUCUAUUGUAAACCGAAAAAUAAUUUUAAAAAAGUCGGGCAUGAAUGUUAAAGUUGUUCUAGUCAUGAACAGUAUUUAGAAAAAAGAGAGCGCGAGAUUCUAUCAUGUUUACAUCAAUAGUUUCUAAUGUUAAUUUAAAAAAUAAAAACCUUUUUAAAUAUAUACGUAUAUAUACUUAUAGUUUUCCUUUUAAAUGUAGUUACCAAAACGAAGCUCUAUGUAUUUUUUUUUGUUAACAGCCUCAUAGUGUAAAUUAUAAAGGAAUAUAUUUAUUUUAUGUAAAAAAAAUUGGACAUGUGCAUAUAUUUUCUUGUAUAAACGGGUAAGUGUUUUAGAAGCAAUAGCUAAGCACGAAAACAAAAAACAAAAAAUUUGAAAAAAUGUUUCGUACAAUAAAAAAUGAAUUUAUCUAUAUCAUAAGUGUAGAUUGUAAAUAUUCUUUUUGUACAUAGUCCUGUCUUUUUAUUUAAUUGUGUGCUUUUUUUAAGCUCUGCGAGGUUUUCGGUCGGAGACUUCGCGCCACUUGUGAUAAAAAAAA
This is a messenger RNA of Cimex lectularius (bed bug), 4614 nucleotides long. Its product is annotated as 5-hydroxytryptamine receptor 1B-like. Gene Ontology annotation, biological process: adenylate cyclase-activating adrenergic receptor signaling pathway. The coding region runs from base 1 to 717 and encodes 238 amino acids. The record is from RefSeq and is a predicted model, not a curated record. Lineage: Eukaryota; Metazoa; Arthropoda; Insecta; Hemiptera; Cimicidae. Gene Ontology annotation, molecular function: G protein-coupled amine receptor activity. The transcript is spliced from 4 exons. Gene Ontology annotation, cellular component: membrane.